Messenger RNA from Carassius auratus (goldfish), 2216 nucleotides. It is a transcript of the gene trim101, whose product is annotated as tripartite motif containing 101. Gene Ontology annotation, molecular function: zinc ion binding. The record is from RefSeq and is a predicted model, not a curated record. Gene Ontology annotation, cellular component: cytoplasm. Gene Ontology annotation, biological process: regulation of microtubule cytoskeleton organization. Bases 202 to 1479 code for a protein of 425 amino acids. The transcript has 10 exons. Lineage: Eukaryota; Metazoa; Chordata; Actinopteri; Cypriniformes; Cyprinidae.
ACAAGCACACAUUCAGCUGCAAACCAACACAGGCCCAUAGCGCUGUUCAAGCACAGGGACAGAGCAGCUGCCUGCUGCCUCCAGAGCCUGGACAACCACACAACAGAGACAUGAAGACAGUGGCGUCUCAUCUGCUUAGCUGUGGUUUCACUCUCCGAUCUUAAUUUCCAGUGAGUGUGGGGUCAGCAGGGGCACACGGCCAUGUCUCUUCCACUGGAUAUACCCGCUUACCACAAAGACCCCUCACUGGAGACGCUGGAGAAACAACUCAUCUGUCCCAUCUGUGUGGAGGUCUUCACCAAACCAGUGGUCAUUCUGCCCUGUCUGCACAACCUCUGCCGCAAGUGUGCCAAUGAACUCUACCAGCCGUCUCUCUUCCAGGUUGGAAUCGGAGGACGUUUUCGCUGCCCUUCCUGCCGACGUGAGGUUGUCUUGGACCGUCAUGGAGUUUAUGGACUGCAGCGCAAUUUACUCGUGGAGAACAUUAUUGAUGUUUACAAACAGGAGUCCGAAAGCUCUAGGCCUCCACCGAAGCCUCCUGUACUGUUUAGCUGUACGGAGCAUGAAGAUGAGAAGCUUAAUAUUUAUUGCCUGACAUGUCAGGUGACCUCCUGCUCUCUCUGCAAAGUGUUUGGGGCCCACAAAAACUGCCAAGUAGUUCCACUGCCUGAUGUUUACCAGCAGCAGAAGGCUGAACUCAGCGACAGACUUGCUACUUUGGUUUCUACAAAUGAACGCGUUCAGUCAUUUGUUAAUGAACUAGAGGCACUCCACAGGAACAUAGAGGAAAACAGCAGAAUCCAGAAACAGAUUUUGUGCGAGAAGUUUGAUCAAUUAUCUGCCAUUCUGGAGGAACGUCGUAAGAUCAUGACCCAACAAAUCACCUCUGAGCAGGAAGAAAAGACUGGCUGGACCCAGUCUUUACUGGAUAUCUACAAUGAGCAUGUAGACACAAACUCAAAGUUGAUCCAGGCAGCCCAGAAUGCCAUAGAGGACCCAGAGAUGGCUUCUUUUGUGCAGACCUCACAAGAUCUUAUUGAAAAGGUUGGUGAAGCAUCUAACUGCUUCACACAGGAGACACUAGAUCCUGACUAUGAGAAGAUGGAUCACUACAGAGUUGAUUUUGAUGCAGAGGAGAGAGCUCUGUACCAGCUGGAUUUCAUGGAGACUGAAGAAGAAGUGGAGGAAACACCUGAUGAACCAGAGUCAGAACCAGAGUCUGAACAUGAACCGGUGCUGACUCCAGAACCUGACCCUGAACUGAAAUCAGAGGCUUCUGAGAUGAUGAAUCCCACACCGGAGACAACAGACGACACUCGUGGACAAGCAGACAGUUGUACAGACAUCAGAAAAGUGGCUGUGUGUGAGAAGAAUGGCUUAAGCACUUCACAGAUUGUCACUCUAGUCUUUUAUUUCCUGGGCUUUCUGGUCAUCCUCCAGCGAAUAUGGGGAAACAUUCAGUGCCUUAUUUGUAUAUAGCAGAGAUGAAGAGACAGUCUGCAGAUUGGCAGAGCUGUCAGCUCAGCACUAGAAGGAGAGAGCCCUCUAGUGGACACAAGUGAGAUGAUUUGUUUCUGUUUCUACUGGCUCAAGCCUCCAAAACAAAACCAGAAGCUCAAAGAAAGAAUGGUGACUUGCAACUGGUCAGAAUGGGUUCUCUUCCCUUCUUGAAAUCUUCUUUGUGUUUGUGCAAAAAAAUAAAACACUGUAUACACUUAUUUUGGGAUCUGUUUUUUGUUUGCCCAAUAACAUUGACUGCUCUUGCUGUAAUAGUCAUUGAAAGCUCUUGCCAUUUGUUAGAUGAGUGCUCCAAGACUGUAUCAUUUGAAACAUACAGAUUUGGUUGUAAUGAGAUUAAUAUUGUUUAUAACUGAUGGAUUUGUUAUGGGUGUAAUCUUAAGAGUUGGCUUGAACUAACAUACUGGUUUUAUUUUUUUCUCAUUGUGUCAGCAUUGACUGUUUAAUGGUUUGUGCAAUGCAUUAUAUACAAUUUUGAGAAAUUGUGAAUUAUUGUCAUAAAUGUGUGUUUUCCUCAUUGUGUCAGAGUAAUACAAAUGAGUUUAUUUUUGGUUACAGAGCAGAACAGGACAUGCAAAGGAUAAACACUGUGGCCAUGAAUUAAGAAUUUGUUCAAUUUGUUACUGGCACAACAUUUAUUUUUUUAAUUCCACAUGUCUUGCGGGGCUUUGUAUGAUUAACAUCUAAUUGAAAGUUCA